AUGCCACAGGAGGGAACAGACGCAGUGAAGAGCGGCUCUAUGGAUAGACAGCUGAAAUCUGGUAACAACACCCUGUUUCUGUCUCUCUCAGUAGACGUUGUUGCUGUUGAUUGGGAACACAAAAUGCUGCCUUGGAAGAAGAAUAAGUUUGACCUGAUAGAGGAAGACAAGCAGUCCAAGCAAAAGGGCUAUGCGGUGAGUCUGAACUACUCUGCGCUCACUUCUUUUGCCAAGUCGUGUCCCGAGAGCGCGCUCAGCAGGGUCGGAAGCAUGUUCAAGUCCAAGAGGAAAAAGGUGAAGAUCACCAGCGAGGACCCAACCUACACUGUGCUCUACCUGGGAAACGCCACGACCAUCCAGUCCAAAGGAGACGGCUGCACCGAUGUGGCCGUGAGCAAGAUCUGGGCCAAGAGUGAGAUGGGAAAGAAUGGUACAAAAAUGAGACUGACCAUCAGCUCGCAGGGUAUCCGCAUGGUGCAUGUGGACGAUAAACCCCGCAGACCAGGACACCUGUACCUAUUACACCGGAUUACCUACUGUGUGGCGGACCCGAGGCUGCCCAAAAUAUUCGCUUGGAUAUACAGACACGAGAUGAAGCAUAAGGCAGUUAUGCUGCGUUGCCAUGCGGUGCUUGUGUCCAAACCAGAGAAGGCAAAAGCUAUGGCACUGCUGCUGUACCAAACCUCUGCCACGGCUCUUGCAGAGUUUAAAAGACUGAAGCGCAGGGAUGAUGCUCGGCACCAGCAGCAGCAGCUGAUCGGGGAGCAGACCAUUCCACUGGUCCCUCUCAGAAAGCUGCUAAACGGACAGUGUUAUUACAAACCACCGGUGGAGCGCAGUCGCAGCGCGCCCAAGUUGGGCUCCAUCACAGAGGACUUGGUUGGAGAAGAGGAGGAGGAAAAGUCCAUGCACUUUGAAUGUGAGGACAUUUUGGACAAUGACUGUAAUGAGAAACAGGAGCUUACUCAGAUCAUUAAUGACUUGGGGGAGAUGAGCAUAGGGAACGAUGUGCAGUCUCUGAAAGCGGACCUCAGGGUGACCCGACUACUGUCUGGUGAAAGUACGGGCAGUGACUCCUCUAUAGAAAGCAACCAAGAGCCUCCUCACCUCACAAAUGGUUUGGAGGAACUUAAGAUCAAGGAAGUUGCCCAGUUAUCUUGA
Messenger RNA from Knipowitschia caucasica, 1161 nucleotides. The record is from the annotation of a GenBank genome assembly. Lineage: Eukaryota; Metazoa; Chordata; Actinopteri; Gobiiformes; Gobiidae.